CUUUGUCUUAUCCUGGCUUUAAGAAUAUGGCAGAAUUUUGGAAAGCACCAGAACUGAGGAUCGUCCUCCUGGGUAAAACUGGAUCUGGGAAGAGCGCCACAGGAAACACCAUCCUGGGAAGGAACUGCUUUAGGUCAACCAUAUCAUUUGGCUCAGUGACAAAGGAGUGCGAAAAGGGCGAGGCUCUAGUUAGUGGUAGGAGAAUCGUGGUUGUUGAUACGCCUGGGUUUUUUGACCACAAAAAAUCAUUAGCAGAAACUUCCAAAGAAGUUAAAAAGUGUGUGAAGCCAGCCUACCCAGGUCCACAUGUAUUUAUUCAUGUCAUUAGAUUGGCAAAAUUCACUCCAGAGGAAGCAGAAGUGUCUGGGUUAAUCCAAAAUAUUUUUAGCCUUAAAGCAAAGGAAUACAUGAUCAUUUUAUUCAGCUACAAAGAUGACCUGGGAAUUAAACCUUUGGAAGAGUUCUUGGAGGAAGGAGAUGAGCUUAAGGCUCAGAUUGCCCAAUGUGGGGGACGGUGCCUGGCUUUCAACAACUGGGCUCAAGGCAAGGAGAGGGAAGCGCAGGUAGACGAACUCCUUCAGAUGAUCGAUGCCUUGAUGGAAAAGAACAGCCAAGCCCCUCACUAUACUGAAGACAUGCUGGAAAAUGACCAAGAAAUGUUUGAGGAGAACCAACAAUUGAAAAAGGAGAAGAAAGACCUGUUAGAAAAGAUAGAACAGCUCAAAAAAGAAAAAGAGCAUGCAACUUCUGUCCGUGAGCUGCUUUUUGCUGACGAUGCUUGCCCUCGUGCCCAAACGGAACGCAGUGCUCUGCAGCCUCCACAUUCUGCUUUGCUACAGCGCACAGAGCUCUUUGGGCUGGACUUCAGUCUGAAAGAAACGCGGCAGAUAGUCACCAACAAUGCCUCCCUGGCUCGCUGGGGGCAGGAGCGCACUAUCACCGCGCAGCUUUUUCGAAAGCUCACGCGAACGGUCUGGAAGAGAAAUGACAGCAGAAAGAACCGCACCCGGAACAUCACCCAGGAGACUUUCGCUGGCUUCUGCAACGGACCUGUUUGUCCGAUUUCUUUUUAG
Sceloporus undulatus (fence lizard) is the source of this 1073-nucleotide messenger RNA. RefSeq names its product GTPase IMAP family member 9-like. Bases 27 to 1073 code for a protein of 348 amino acids. Gene Ontology annotation, molecular function: GTP binding. NCBI's taxonomy places the organism in Eukaryota, Metazoa, Chordata, Lepidosauria, Squamata, Phrynosomatidae. The transcript has 4 exons. The record is from RefSeq and is a predicted model, not a curated record.